Messenger RNA from Trypanosoma brucei brucei TREU927, 2142 nucleotides. RefSeq lists its product as hypothetical. The transcript has a single exon. Bases 1 to 2142 code for a protein of 713 amino acids. Lineage: Eukaryota; Euglenozoa; Kinetoplastea; Trypanosomatida; Trypanosomatidae. The record is from RefSeq and is a predicted model, not a curated record.
AUGGAUGAGCAAAACAGUGAGAGCUCGGAUGUGGGGGGCUUACUUGAAGUUCUCGAAGAGUGUGCGCUUGGUGACUGGGACGUGAGUGCAGAUGAGUUGCUGUUAAAGUCGUUGAUGACAAUGCAGGCGAAGCUUUCCGCCCGUUUUGACUCUAUUCGCGGUAUGGUGGACUCCCUUUAUGAUGAGGCGCGUACGGCCUCGAUCCAACUUCAAAACGCCAUGAAUUCCUUUGCCGUCUUAUCACAGAGGCAGUUCGUGCAGAACCGUGUGUCGGCAGAAGACGAAGGUAGCGAAAGAGAAACCGAGCCCUCCAAGUCUGAUGAAGGCGAGUCAGAGGAUAGAGAAAGGGGUCUUGGGGACGUGGAGGUGAGGGUUGCCCGUAUGUGCCAAGAGUGCGUAGACCUUAGCUAUCGUGUUCUCAAGAAACGAACAAUGCCGUUGCUCGACGAGGACUCUUCCCUGAGUGAGUAUGGUUCGGGGGAUGAUGAGAGCGAAGGAAGCUCCGCUGAGGUUCGCCGCCCUUCUUGCUCUGAGAAUCUCUUCAUGUCACCCAUUACUUCAAGAAAAUUUCUCAGCGACCCGUACGGGGGCUACUUUGAUAAUACUGUCGGCAAAGCAGAUUUUACCUCGGGAGGGAGGCGUCGUCUUGGUGGUUCUACGGGACGAAUGGGAAGAGGCUCGCGGCAAAACCCGUCAACGAGAUUAGGGGGACCGACGACCGUGCGUCCUGCUGCGCCACCGCCGUUGCCACCCACUCCCCCACCGGUUCAGAUGGCGAAGGCGAAAGGGACUUUGCCCCCACCACCUCCACCGAUGCCCACAGGAAAGCUUAAGGCUCCCCCGCCUCCACCGCCACCGUUUGCGUCGAUUGCUGGAAAGACGAGGGCACCCCUGCCACCGCCACCCCCUGCGCCUACUGGAAAGACUCAGGCCCCAGCAGCUCCACCCCCUGCGCCUACUGGAAAGACUCAGGCUCCAGCAGCUCCACCCCCUGCGCCUACUGGAAAGACUCAGGCCCCAGCAGCUCCACCCCCUGCGCCUACUGGAAAGACUCAGGCUCCAGCAGCUCCACCCCCUGCGCCUACUGGAAAGACUCAGGCCCCAGCAGCUCCACCCCCUGCGCCUACUGGAAAGACUCAGGCUCCAACAGCUCCACCCCCUGCGCCUACUGGAAAGACUCAGGCUCCAGCAGCUCCACCCCCUGCGCCUACUGGAAAGACUCAGGCUCCAGCAGCUCCACCCCCUGCGCCUACUGGAAAGACUCAGGCCCCAGCAGCCCCGCGUGUCGCCGCACAGACGCAAAAGCAGCAGGCAAAAAAAGGUGUAGCUGCGUUUCUCGACUCUUCCGACAGUUCGGACGGGUCAGAAGCGAAACCAUGUGCGGGGGCUGUGGUAAGACCGGGUCUGGCAGCUCCUUCGCUUGUACGAGAGAAUUCAACGCUCCCGUCACCCGCACCAGUGCUAAGCAUGAAGAGGCCACCUGCUGCUUCAUCGGGAAAGGGAAAGGUUGCCCUGUUCGACUCGAGCUCGGAUAGUGACGAAGAAAACUCUGGUGUGCGAGCAGCCACUUUCACUGAGAAGGAUGACCAACAGUUCCCUAAGGGAGGGGUGGGUGCUGGUGAUUUGGCGCGCAAAGGCUCUCCGAGGGGGGUUCCGAGUCGAGCAACGAGCGGCAGUAGGGUCGGUCCAACUGACCAACAGAAGCUGAUAUCACCAGUGGGCAGCCCGCGGAGCAGGCGUCCAAUCUUUUCUAGUUCAAGCGGCAGCUCUCCGGAAGCGACUCCACCGAGGGCGAGUAUCAAACAAACCGGUUGCCGAGGUGCGGCUCUCGGGGUAUCCAGUACCGCACAGGUAGGCGGCGGUAAUAACCAAAGCACAACCGCAAAACCUCUCCCAACCACAUUUCAAUCUGUCGAGAGGAGUGUUCCAGCGUCUCCACCGCCGCCAGAAGGAGUGCGUGCUAGGAGUGAGGCCGCACCUGCACAGUCGCCCGAUGCCGCAGCCAAUGUGAUGCCUAUUGUGAAGACGGAAACUCAACCACAAGGUGAUGACAAAGAGCAGCAUACUGCUGCGCCCCUGAAGGUGAUACCCAAUGUAGCCUUCAGCAAGCGUAAAAUAAGCGAUAGCGAUUCCGACAAUUAG